Drosophila mauritiana is the source of this 1563-nucleotide messenger RNA. RefSeq names its product transmembrane protein 256 homolog. The record is from RefSeq and is a predicted model, not a curated record. Bases 753 to 1298 code for a protein of 181 amino acids. Lineage: Eukaryota; Metazoa; Arthropoda; Insecta; Diptera; Drosophilidae. The transcript has a single exon.
UUUGGCGUGCCGAAAAGCACAAAUUCGACUCUGAUCCCAAAAGGAUAAUGUGGAUUAGGCGAUAACCCCCACGGCUUUCAAUAUAGCCUGCCUCAGACAUUGUGUGGUCUUCCGGGCUAUUUCCAUGCGAUUUCUUGGAAGCGAUUUUUAUCAAGAGGGCCGGCCGGAUCGACGGGCAAAGUUCAGUGCGUUAACCGGCGGGCCUCCACUCGACUGAUAAGUUUGCCAUAUAUCAAUAUGCCAGCGAUUAGCUGCUGGCUGGCUAUUGGCAGUUGGAAAAUGUAAACAUGGGCAUACAUAUGGUUAUUUGCUAAUCCAUUCAUUUGUGGGGUCUAUAUUAAUAGGCGUCUGCUUGCAUAAAUUAAUUUGCACAUUUUCGCCUUCAAUCCGAUAAGCGAUACGUGUAUUUGAUGUACUGUACCUAACGUACUCCCAUCAAGUGCGAAUGUACCCCAAAUGAUUAAGGAUAGUAAUAUAUGAAAGUAUAUACACAUACAAUAUCUGUUAAGUACUCCAAUUUGCUAAGAUCUACAUAUAUGUCAGUUCUUUGUUUCAAAUGUCACCGAAAUGAGUAUCGAUGUUUUCAACUGAAAAUCAUUUAAAAUCGAUUGCACUUGACAACGAUGUUUUUGCAGCUCUAGCAAAUAUAUAGUUAUUCGCCCUAUAGAAGUUCCACUGUCCACCUAUACGUAUGUACAUUUUUGGCAUUACGUCAAAAUUAUUGUGGCAAAAGUUGGCAAGACAAUCACACAAUGUCAAUGGCCGAAACGCUGGACUAUCUCAUCCUGGGCAAUCCAUUCAGUCAGAUUGUCAUCGCGUCGGCGAACGCCGUCUUGGAGAGCAUCGGACUGGAGGAUUGGAAAAUGCCAGUGGAGGAUUCCGUCGUGGCACUGCAUCCUUCGGCGCAAUCGUAUAUGCGUUCGCAUAGCUCACUGUACUGCCUCGCCGGAUAUCAUUACCAUUUUAUGCGGCUAGCCGGGAUCGGCGGCGCAUCGGCCAUCUUUAUGAGUGCCUACUGCAAGUAUGUGCUGCGGGACAUCGAAAGCAUCAGGGAGCAACUGGACUCGCAGGCGUUUGCCGAUGUGGCCAAUCGCAUCCACUUCCUGCACUCCUUUGCCCUGAUGGCCAUGCCCCUGGCCCAUUAUCCAUUCCUUACCGGCACCCUGAUGAUCACCGGGACCCUCGCCUUUAGCGGCUCCAUGUACUAUCGCGCCCUAACGGGUGAGAAAUGGAUGCAGCCGUAUGCCACACUGGGAGGAUUCUGCCUGAUGGCCGCCUGGUUGUCAUUGGUGCUAUAGAAGUCACCUUGUCCAAGUCGAUCUCAAUCCACUUAGUUUGCUGGCAGUAGCAUAUAGUAAAUAUAGUCAGUCCUAAAAGUGAAGUCUAGCAGAGCUGGGCAGCCGGUGGAAGACACUUUUAUGAUAUAUGUAUAUUGCUAUGAUCUGUUUUGCCCAAUAUAAAUCAAAUAAACAAUAAAUAAUAGACGACAGUACCAUGUAAGAGGCUUUUACUUUUUUCAUUGAAUGUCUCAGAGUUUCCAGUUUCAAAUGCAGGCCUCCUACU